AUGUCUUCCAGCCGCACCCAGAAGAACCUCCAGCAGGAGCUGGACGACAACGACUUCGAACUCUCACAGGCCCAGUACCUUGAGAUGGUUGAGGAGAUCAAGAAACUCCGUGCCUACAUCCAGGGACAGGCCAGCCAGAACAACGAAGUAGAAAAACUCAAGGCCGAGGUCAAGACACUUCGAAGCGCCGCCAACAUCGUCAACACCCCGGUCAAACCCAAGGAAUCCAUCAAGCUCGCCAACCCAACCCCCUAUGAUGGUUCCCCGGGACAGUUACAGGCCUACCUCACCCAGGUUAGGGCUUACCAGCGCUUCCACGGCCUCGACAAUCAGUCCGAUGGAGAACGAGUUAUGCAUGCGGCCUCCUUCUUGAAAGGACGGGCCCUAGCAUGGUUCGAACCUUACCUCACGGACUUCCUCGAAAAAGACGAGUUCGAACAAUGCAAGCAAGAAACCCAGGACAUCUUCAGCAACUUCAAGAACUAUGAGCUCGCCCUCAGGUCACUCUUCCAGGACCCGGAUGAGGAACGACAAGCAGAAAGGGAACUCAUGAGACUACGCCAGAAGGGACCCGCCACAACUUACGCCGCGGAGUUCCGCCGAAUCUGUGCCAGAGUCGACUAUACUGACACCACGAAGAUCUUCAUGUUCUACAACGGGUUGAAAGACGAAGUGAAGGACGAACUAUCCAAACUGGACCGACCGGACGAUUUCAUUCAAUACGUGGAAUUGGCCAUCCGAAUCGACAACCGAAUCUACGAGCGCAAACUCGAGAAGAAGGGGCAGGACCCAACACGUCCCUUCCGCCAGCAAAACAAGCCAAACUCCGGAAAACGGUACCAGCCACGGACAACAGCCAGCGGGCAGCAUUCGGGCCCAAUGGAACUCGACGCCGCUCAAAAGAAACCUAGAAAGGACGUCGAAUGCUACAACUGUGGCAAGAAAGGACACUUCGCACGAGAUUGCCGAAGUAAGAAGAAGGAUGACUGGAAACCAGUACCAGAGCAACGACAGGCCAACCUGGCCACCAAGGAACCCGCGGAAAACCAUGCGUCCACGAGCUGGACGGCGUGCUACAACGACAACUGCAAUACGCACCUUUCGAGCAAAGAAGCGUCAGGAUGGUUCCCAAAGGCGCCCAAGGGCCAGAAGACUCUCGCAGUAGCAGAACGGAAGCCACUCGCGAUCGCAGUCGGCACUAACCAGGUAGCACCUCUAGAUCUGAAGGACUGGAACCCCCACGAGCAGGUAGGUAAGGCACCCCCCGUGGCACCUGACACCAGCAUCACCCGAAUUGCGAUCCCAGGACGGGAUAGGAGCGCAGUGACAUCAGCGGUCCGCGAAGGACUCCCUGCGCUGCCACCAGCGCGUUUUCCCAACGACGACCCUCGAAUGCACCAUCAGCACCUAAACCACAAGGAAAUCUCAUGGGCUUCGUGCAUCUUCGACAGGUGUGGGAUACACUACGCAAGCAAGAUCAAGGAGGAUUUCUUCCCCGAACGGCUAGGCAUGAUGGAGAUGGCAAGGCUCUAUGAGCAGAAGGAACUGCAAUACUGGAGCAUCCAACAAUACUCCCCGGGCCAAGGAUAUGCGAUCCUCGAACUUCGGACAGACUACCCCCUACACUGCCUACGGAACCCUGGACCAUGGAGGCACUGUCUGCAGACCAGCUGUCAGAUACACCUCAAACUGAAACUCCAGGACUGGCACCGACGCUGCCAACCCGACGUAGUCUCACCGCUCAACAAAGAAGACAUGACGCCGAAAGACCUCACUACCGCAGCACAAGCGCUGAGGGCAGCAAAAGGGCUCACACAAGGAGCCAUCCAACGGAUUGAGAAGAUCCUGGUAGAAGACCAGAUGACAAAAAACGACCAAGGCCGAGUCUAA
Diaporthe amygdali is the source of this 1890-nucleotide messenger RNA. Its product is annotated as Retrotransposon-derived protein PEG10. The transcript has a single exon. Bases 1 to 1890 code for a protein of 629 amino acids. NCBI's taxonomy places the organism in Eukaryota, Fungi, Ascomycota, Sordariomycetes, Diaporthales, Diaporthaceae. The record is from RefSeq and is a predicted model, not a curated record. Gene Ontology annotation, molecular function: zinc ion binding; nucleic acid binding.